This is a messenger RNA of Knipowitschia caucasica, 2109 nucleotides long. The record is from the annotation of a GenBank genome assembly. NCBI's taxonomy places the organism in Eukaryota, Metazoa, Chordata, Actinopteri, Gobiiformes, Gobiidae.
AUGAAUGUCGCGAAUGAAAAUGAAGGAGCGAACAAGUCCAAUAACAAACAGAAGAAAGAGGGCAAGAAUCGACCUUUUAACUUUUCAGUUCACCCUAAACGUCAUGUGGCUCUGAGACUGGCCUACCUGGGAUGGGACUACCAGGGCUUUGCAGUUCAGGACAACACAGACAACACGGUGGAGGCCAGACUGUUUGAAGCCCUCCUCAAAACUAGACUCAUCCAAGACAGACAGAGUUCCAACUAUCACCGCUGUGGACGCACGGAUAAAGGGGUCAGCGCCUUUUCUCAGGUCAUAAGCAUCGACUUGCGCUCCAAUCAGUUUUGUGGAGGACUGGGUGUGAUGCUCCCUGAUGAUGCGCCUGCUGCUUUCAAGGAUAAAGCCGCCGUGCCAGAGCUUCCUUAUGUAAAGAUUCUGAACAGAGUGUUGCCCCCGGCCAUAAGGGCUUUGGACUGGUCACCUGCAGCAGAGGGCUUCAGCGCACGUUUCGACUGUCAGUCCAGAACUUACAGAUACUAUUUCCCCAGAGGGUGCCUGGAUGUAGACCUGAUGGCUGAAGCUGCCAAACGAUAUGAAGGAACACAUGAUUUUCGUAACCUGUGUAAAAUGGACGUCGGUAAUGGAGUCCUACAGUUUGAGAGGACCAUCCUGUCUGCUUCAGUGAGGCCGGCUAAGUCCCAGUUAACCAGCGGCACCAACCCAUAUGAGCUCUUUAUAUUUGAGAUUAAAGGACUAGCCUUCCUAUACCACCAGGUGCGGUGCAUGAUGGCAGUGCUUCUUUUAAUUGGGCAAAAACUGGAAAACCCCGACAUUAUUGACCAACUUAUGGAUGUCAUGAAAAACCCAAGGAAGCCCCAAUACAGCAUGGCUGUAGACUACCCUCUAGUUCUGUUUGAUUGUCAUUUCGAUGGACUCAGUUGGACACAAGAGAAGGAGGAAGUGAGCUAUGUACUGGCCACCUUACAGCAACAUUGGACACAAAGUGCAGUCAGAGCAAGUGUCCUCUUUGGGAUGCUUGAAGACUUGGAGGCAAAAGGCGCUGAACCACCAAAAAACUGCUUGCUUCUUGAAGGCUCGAGGCAGAAAAACUAUAAGUCCUUAUUGGAACGGCCUUGCUCAUUUCGAAGUGUCUCCCUCAGGAUGUUUCUGGUGGGUCUGACAGGAGGCAUUGCUUCAGGGAAGACCACUGUGUCUUCAAUGCUGCGUGAGCUCGGCUGUCCGAUUAUUGAUGCCGAUGUUGUAGCCAGAAAAGUUGUGGAACCAAAUACUCCUGCCUAUCAUCGUAUCGUAUACCAUUUUGGAGCAGAAGUGCUGCUAGAAAAUGGAGAGAUUGACAGGCAAAAGCUGGGUCAACUCAUUUUCAGCAACGCAGAGAAGAGGAAGCUGCUGAACUCCAUCACCCACCCAGAGAUCCAUAAAGCCAUGCUUAAGCAGAUACUGUUCUACUUCCUUCGAGGGUACCGCUACGUGGUGCUGGAUGUGCCCCUUCUCUUUGAGACCAGGCGCCUCACGCAGUUCCUCAACCACACUGUAGUAGUUUACUGUGACCCUGCCACUCAGCUGCUGCGCCUGAUGCAGCGGGACGGCUUGACCCAGGAGCAGGCGGAGCAGCGUGUGGCCGCCCAGAUGCCCCUCAAUGAGAAGCGCGGCCUGGCCAACCACGUUAUCGAGAACUCUGGCAGCCGCGAGGACACCCAUCGACAGGUCCUUAAGCUCCACACCAAACUGGAAGACUCUAUGGACUUUCUUUUAGUGAGAGUCAUCACCAUUGCUGCCACUGCCAGUCUGGGUGGGAUACUGCUGUUAAAUGAGAGUGCGGCCACAGGAUGUGCUGAUGACAUCAUCUGGCACCGAGACCCUCCUGGCUUCUCCGUGGUCCGGAAGAAGCCCUGUUCUCUGUCUCCACGGCCCACGUCAGCGCUGAUCCGCCGCAGUCCCACCACUGAGCUGAGGAGAAGGGACAGACCACACUGCAGCGUCCCGGGCCACAUGACUCACUCUGUCCCCACGCGUUAUCCCACAAAGGGAAGAGGACCGCGGCCUGAGUCACGCUGCUGGACCGGCCCCAGAUGUGGCCCCUCCACCACCACACAGGCAGGUUGUAUGUAA